GUUAUUCUUCUUGAUUCCUCUUUGAACAACUUUUAUAACGCGUCUGCCGACGUGUCGUUUCCCUAUUCCACGAGCACGAAGAAAUAAUCUCAACCCGAUGCAGAUGCAUAUUUCCCACCAAGCAUACUCCUCAGUCAAGAAGCAAGGGCAGAAAGAGUGGCAGUAGUAGUGGUGGCUAUUGACAUCAGCUGCCUGAUCAUUUAAACGCCAACUUCUGACGGCAUCGGUGGUGUUUUUGGAUACAAGAGAAAAUAAAAAUUCAAAUCAGUGAACACCUUUCUACUUUGUGAUUAAAGUGGAAACCACAAUAUGAAGCUUUAUUUAGGAUUGUGUUUAGUGGCACUUGUAGCCGGCAUUGCAAAGGCUGACGAAAGCAAGGGACCUAAAGUGACCGACAAGGUUUAUUUUGACAUAACUAUUGGUGGUGAGCCAGCUGGACGUAUUGAGAUCGGUCUCUUUGGCAAAACAGUUGAAAAGACAGCGCGUAAUUUCAAAGAACUAGCAGAGAAACCAGAAGGCGAAGGGUACAAGGGCAGCAAAUUCCACCGUGUCAUCAAAGAUUUUAUGAUUCAGGGUGGCGAUUUCACCAAAGGUGAUGGCACUGGCGGGCGUUCCAUCUAUGGUGAACGUUUUGCAGACGAAAACUUCAAGCUGAAGCAUUAUGGUGCUGGUUGGUUGAGCAUGGCCAACGCUGGCAAAGAUACCAAUGGUUCACAGUUCUUCAUUACCACCAAGCCAACUUCUUGGUUAGAUGGACGGCAUGUUGUGUUUGGCAAAGUUUUGUCCGGCAUGAAUGUUGUGCGCAAAAUUGAGAGCAGCGAAACAGAUGGUCGUGAUCGGCCAGUUAAGGAUGUUGUAAUUGCCAGUUGCGGUUCGAUUCCAGUAGAUGAGCCAUUUUCUGUGUCGAAAACUGAUGCAACAGAUUAAGAGAUUUUCACAAACUGUGCAGGGGUACAAGCUUGCUUAAGGGCAAGCACAUGUAAAUGAGGGAAGAGCUGAGACCCGUAAAAGUAGUUGGUGAAAUAAAAAUGUUAACAUUUGCAUAUUGCGAAAAUUGAAAAUAUAUACAAUUACAGAGAUUAAAAGCAAUUUUAUUAGUGUUAUCACAAAUGAAAAAAAAGUUGAAAAGUUUAAAUGUUUAUAGAAUACAAUAAAACUCACAAUUUCCAAAUUUCUAUGCACUACUUCAUGUAUAUGCCAAAAAAAAAACUUCGCAAUAGCUUGUGAUUCCUUAUUUCAUUAAAAAAUGAAACAUUGCAUUUAAUACAUUGUACUAACAUUUGAUAAUUCAUCAACAUAAUUAAAUUUAAAAAAAUACAUAUACAAUAUAA
Ceratitis capitata (Mediterranean fruit fly) is the source of this 1331-nucleotide messenger RNA. RefSeq names its product peptidyl-prolyl cis-trans isomerase 5. NCBI's taxonomy places the organism in Eukaryota, Metazoa, Arthropoda, Insecta, Diptera, Tephritidae. The coding region runs from base 310 to 927 and encodes 205 amino acids. Gene Ontology annotation, molecular function: peptidyl-prolyl cis-trans isomerase activity. The record is from RefSeq and is a predicted model, not a curated record. Gene Ontology annotation, cellular component: intracellular membrane-bounded organelle. Gene Ontology annotation, biological process: protein peptidyl-prolyl isomerization; protein folding. The transcript is spliced from 4 exons.